Molecule: messenger RNA, 2757 nt
Organism: Cheilinus undulatus (humphead wrasse)
Lineage: Eukaryota; Metazoa; Chordata; Actinopteri; Labriformes; Labridae
Gene: sv2ca
Product: synaptic vesicle glycoprotein 2Ca
Exons: 14
Coding region: 553-2757 (734 amino acids)
Biological process (GO): chemical synaptic transmission; transmembrane transport
Cellular component (GO): membrane
Molecular function (GO): transmembrane transporter activity
Source: RefSeq, a predicted model, not a curated record
CGAAGACCACUGUCAUCCCCGAGAGCAUAAACCUCGCGCACUUUCAGACUGAAACUCCCAGAUGAUCGCGAGCAGCUCUACGGGCAGAGAGCGUCGUUGAAAUGAAACGUGCUACUGCAGAGUGGACUCCGCAUCAAGCUCUCUCUCUCCUUUCCUGAAGUGCUGCAGCGAGGGAGGACUGACUGCAUCGAAAAAAAGCCACACUGUCGUGCGCUGGCAAUUACCUCUGAUCUUAUUCUACAUUUAAAAAAAAAAAGCCCACAAGAUUUGUUUUCUCCAUAACGCCAAAGCGAAGCCGGAUGCAAUGGGUAACAGUCAGCUCAGUUCACUGCUCUCGCCAUAAAUGACGCCUGGCCUAUGAUUGCCACAGCCAUCCUGGAUUGUCUCCUGUGGUGACUGCAGACUCAAGAGUCUUCUCCCCUGCUGACCCACUGAUCUCACCACCUGUAAUUUGCCCACCAGCUUACACAACCCCCUACUUGCCCUUUUCCCCUUUUCUGUUACUUCUAAAUAUCCUCUGAACCCCUGUGAAGGCCUACUGUUGGAGGCAAAAUGGAGGACACUUACAAUAACAGGACUUCCCUAGCGAAGGGGGCCAAGGACAUGGUGAAAGAGGCAAAGCGACAUGCAGCAAAGAAAGUCAAUAAGGUGGUGGACCGUGCUGCAGAUGAGUACUCAGGCCACCGAAACUACAGUAGAUUCCAGGAUGAGGAGGAUGAAGAUGAGGAUUUCUACAGGAACCCACCGAGGCAGGAUGGAGAACACUACCGUGACAAUGACGAGGGCUCCAGCGACGCCACAGAGGGCCACGAUGAUGAGGAUGAGAUCUACGAGGGCGAGUACCAGGGGAUCCCCUCUGCAGGAGACAGGAAGCAUAAGGAGGGUCAGGUGGCGCUGGGGCAACCUAUCUCAGACGCAUCUAGGGACCGUAAGGUACUGGAGGAGGAAAGACAGGCUGAUGAGGAGGAACUGGCCCAACAGUACGAGCUGAUCAUCCAGGAGUGUGGACACGGGAGGUUCCAGUGGCAGCUCUUCCUGGUGCUUGGGCUGGCCCUCAUGUCAGAUGGAGUGGAGGUGUUCGUAGUGGGCUUUGUGCUGCCCAGUGCAGAGACAGACAUGUGUGUACCAAACUCCAGCUCAGGAUGGCUUGGCAGUGUUGUUUACUUGGGAAUGAUGGUUGGAGCUUUCUUCUGGGGCGGUAUGUCCGAUAAAGUAGGACGCAGACAGUGCCUCCUCAUUUGCAUGUCCACCAACGGCUUCUUCGCCUUCCUGUCAUCUUUUGUCCAGGGAUACGGCCUUUUCCUCCUCUGUCGUCUGGUGGCGGGCUUUGGGAUAGGAGGCGCUGUGCCAAUCGUUUUCUCCUUCUUUGCGGAGGUGCUGUCCAGGGAGAAAAGAGGAGAACAUCUCAGCUGGUUGUGUAUGUUCUGGAUGAUUGGAGAGAUCUAUGCAUCUGCUAUGGCGUGGGCCAUCAUACCACACUAUGGUUGGAGUUUCAGUAUGGGUUCAGCUUACCAGUUUCACAGCUGGAGGGUGUUUGUGGUUGUCUGUGCCCUGCCAUGUGUGUGUGCCGUGGUGGCACUUACCUUCAUGCCUGAGAGCCCCAGGUUCUACCUUGAGGUGGGAAAGCAUGAUGAAGCCUGGAUGAUCCUCAAACAGAUCCAUGACACUAACAUGAGAGCACGUGGGCAGCCGGAGAAAGUCUUUACCGUUAACAGGAUCAAGACCCCAAAACAGUUGGAUGAACUGGUGGAAAUGGAGUCAGAGUCUGGCAACCCAGUUUCAAAGGCUUUUUUUAGGAUAAAGACUGAAGUACAUGGGAUCUAUCUGAAUCUCAUGAAGUGCUUCAACUAUCCAAUGAGAGAAAACAUGAUGCGACUUGCCAUAGUAUGGUUAACUCUCUCAUUUGGGUAUUACGGUCUUUCAGUAUGGUUCCCUGAUGUCAUCAAACACCUUCAGGCAGAUGAGUAUGCUUCCAAGGUGAAAAUUCAUGCCAAUGAACGCACUGAAGACUUCACCUUCAACUUCACCCUGGAGAACCAGAUACACAAAAAUGGCCUCUUCCUCAAUGACCGAUUCAUCAAUAUGAAGCUGAAGUCCGUCACCUUUAUAGAUUCCACCUUUCGUAACUGCUACUUCGAUGAUGUGACAUCAGUGGGCUCCUUCUUCCGUAACUGCACUUUCGUUGAUGCAUUCUUCUUCAAUACAGACAUCGAUGAAUCCAAGUUGAUAGAUGGCACAGAAGUGGUCAAUAGCACGUUCACACACAACAAGACAGGAUGCCAGAUGACCUUUGAUGACGACUACAGUGCUUAUUGGGUUUAUUUCAUCAACUUCCUGGGGACACUGGCAGUUCUGCCCGGCAACAUUGUGUCUGCCCUCCUCAUGGACAAAAUUGGACGUCUGUCAAUGUUAGGGGGUUCAAUGGUCCUUUCAGGCAUCAGCUGUUUCUUUUUGUGGUUUGGCACCAGCGAGUCCAUGAUGAUUUUUAUGUUGUGCCUUUACAAUGGCCUGAGCAUUUCUGCCUGGAAUUCCCUGGAUGUGGUGACGACUGAGUCAUUCCCUACAGUCAGGAGAGGAACAGGCUUUGGGUUCUGCAAUGCUCUGUGUAAGCUGGCUGCAGUCUUGGGGAACUUGAUCUUCGGCUCUCUUGUUGGAAUCACAAAGGCCAUCCCGAUCCUCAUGGCCUCGUCUGUGCUCGUCGGGGGAGGCCUGGUUGGACUUCGGUUGCCUGACACCAGGGCCAAUGUUCUCAUGUAA